GAGAAGGGCGAUGGCUGAAAGGGACAGAUAUGAAUGUGUGAAAUUCUCCAACAUUGUCGAGGAGGCGAGUGCAGGAGCCUCCAUUUCAACAGUAACCAUGAACCCAGAAGACAGAGAAGCUCCACCACACUGGUCCAGUUCUUGUUCCAGAGUCACCAUUGUCCUUGGAGCUGCAGUGUUUGUUUUACUGGUGGUAGUCAUCGGCAUGGGAAUAGCAAUGCAGCUUUGUCCAGAACCAGCACCGGAAAUUGAACUCAGGAAGAUGUUUUGUGUUGAUCCUAAUACUGGCAUUGAAGCAAAGGUGUGUGAGAUCUGUCCAGACGGAUGGAAGAAAGGAUACAAAGAGAGCUGUUACUUCAUUUCCACAGAAUCUCAAUCCUGGGACAUUGCUAACAGUUACUGUUCAAAAGUUGGUGCUCAUCUCGUUGGGAUAGAGAAUGAGGAGGAACAGAACUUCCUUCAGGGAGUUCAAUCAAGUUCCUAUUACUGGAUUGGACUUAAUUGUAAAGAAAAAGAUUGGAAAUGGCGUUGGGCUGAUAACAAUGAGCUUGAUGAGAAAAAGAUUUCCCUGUCCAAAUCUGAUCCCUCCUAUCGUUGUGCAUAUGUGUAUAAGGACAAGAUAUUUUCAUAUACUUGUGACUAUAAAUAUAAAUGGAUCUGUGAGCGGGAGGUUGUGCACCUAUGAAUGGACCCACAAACAUUUGCUUGAGGAAAAAAAGAGCAACUUAGUGCAUCCUGGUAACACAAAUUAAAAUGCUUGUAACUGUGCACAUGCAGCUUUUUAAUAAGGGGAGUGAAAUAUUGGUAAUAAUAUACAUAUAUAAAAUCCACAAAAGAGGUGAACUAAAAAUAUUUGCUGAUUAGCAUUCAUAUUAUUUAACACUGAAUAGUUCAUUUCAUUCAGCAAAAACUGUUCUGUUAAAACAAGACCCCUGACAGUAAAUGGAUUUCAAACAUUUUGGUUGAGAAACCAAAGUUCAAUAGAUUAGUAAAGUUUCAAAGUCACAAUGCAUAGCCUAAAUACGUAGUUACAAACCCAAUAGGCUUAAUAGCUGUCAUUCCAGGAAAAUAAAAAUAAAAUACAACCACAAUGCAGUGGAAACCCUAGAAACUGAAGAGCAGACAUCAUGCAGAAACACAAUGCAGUGGAAACCCCAGACACCGAAGAGCAGACUUCAUGCAGAAACACAAUGCAGUGGAAACCCCAGACACUGAAGAGCAUGCAUCAUGCAGAAACACAAUGCAGUGGAAACCCCAGACACUGAAGAGCAUGUGUCAUGCAGAAACACAAUGCAGUGGAAACCCCAGACACUGAAGAGCAUGCGUCAUGCAGAAACACAAUGAAGUGGAAACCAAACACACAGAAGAGCAGGCAUCAUGUUGAGAGAAUGUUCACAGGAUUGUAGCAAACCAAAAAAUGUAUCAACUCUUGUGUCAUAGCGAAACUCUCAGUUCACAGCAGUGCAGCAGCGGCUCUGUUUUGUUCCACAGCAGCGGCUCUGUUUUGUUCCACAGCAGCGGCUCUGUUUUGUUCCACAGCAGCGGCUCUGUUUUGUUCCACAGCAGUCCAGCCUUGGCUCUGUUUAAUGUACUGUAUGCUGAGCUCUUUCCUCCACAACAGAAGUAGAUUGGUUUCAACUUUUGAAAGUAAGUAGAAAACAAAACAAAAAUGCCAGGAACUAUUCAGGUAGUCACAGAAACGAGAAGCUGGCACACAGUAUGGGUUUCAUAGUCUUAAACAAACCAUCUAUCAAUCAAUCAAUCAAUCAAUCAAUUAACUCCUUAAAGGGCAGCUUAUCUUUUUGCAACAUGUAAUUUUUUUUAAGGAAUAGUUUCAAAGGGACAGUCAGGAUGUCACAAUCUAACAUGGCAUUUCUUUUAAGGGGUAGUUUCAAAGGUGCAGUCAGGCUGUCACAAGCAACAUGUCAAGAACAAUUAAUAAAACAAUUAACUGAUUUGAAAAAUCAUUUUUAAAAUAAUUAAAAUAUAGCGCCACCGCCACUAACUGCCUAACCCUUAUUUCCAAUGAACCUCAUUUGUCUGUAUUGAUGUUAAUAAGUGGGUCAAUAAAUCAGCCCUGGGCAGAAACACUAGCAGGAGCAAGGUUUGUUAAAGCAGGGGUUCCCAAACUUUUUACACACCUGUUCAGCUGCAUUACGCACUGUUGCCCACUAUUAGCACUCCUUGCGAAAAUGUCAAAUUAAAAGCAUUGUAUAUGUUUAAACCUGCAACAUUAUAAAUAAACCUAAUCUGAACUGUC
Acipenser ruthenus (sterlet) is the source of this 2260-nucleotide messenger RNA. Its product is annotated as natural killer cells antigen CD94-like. The transcript has 6 exons. The coding region runs from base 11 to 685 and encodes 224 amino acids. Lineage: Eukaryota; Metazoa; Chordata; Actinopteri; Acipenseriformes; Acipenseridae. The record is from RefSeq and is a predicted model, not a curated record.